Molecule: messenger RNA, 1161 nt
Organism: Colossoma macropomum (tambaqui)
Lineage: Eukaryota; Metazoa; Chordata; Actinopteri; Characiformes; Serrasalmidae
Exons: 9
Coding region: 41-1084 (347 amino acids)
Biological process (GO): dendrite self-avoidance; axon guidance; homophilic cell-cell adhesion
Cellular component (GO): plasma membrane; axon
Molecular function (GO): cell-cell adhesion mediator activity
Source: RefSeq, a predicted model, not a curated record
AGAACAGGGAAGAAGGGAGUCAGUCGUAUGAACGUCCACCAUGAAAAACCUCCUGCUGACCUGGACAUGGGUUUUUAUCUAUUUACUCCACACUAAUGAAGCCAUCAUGGGGGCUUCUGUAGUCUAUGUGCCUGAGGAGCACUUCCUGUUCCUGGCGUGCAGACGUGGUUCAGAUGUGGAGUGGACACAUGAAAUCGUGAAGAUCAAUGCCACUAAACACAUGAGCAGAGAGUCUCCGCUGGACCGGACCAAAUACCAGCUCCUCCCAGACGGAACGCUCUACAUCAGACAGCUGGAGAAGUCGGACCGUGGACGGUACUACUGCAACGGCCGGCUGGUGGCGGAGGUCAUCAUACUCACGGGUGACAGCUUCGUGGUUUAUGAGGGCAGUACUCUGUACCUGCCUUGUUCGUUCUCUGGGAAGCCCAAGCAGAGAUGGGCCUAUAAACACACAGCAGCCUCAAAGCGAGAGUACAUCUCCACCAAGUUUAGGAACGGGACAGUGAAGCAGGAGAGAGAAGAUCCAGACAGCAGGUUCUUUCACACGUACAACCACCUGAACAUCGACAACCUGCAGCUGUCUGACUCCGGCAUCUACCUGUGCAACGGCCACGAGGUCGCUUCUGUUAUGGUCAUCCAAACAGAGAGUGAAACAUUCCAGACCACUACAACAGAUUCUACAGAAGUAGAAAAUAACGUCCCCCAAAUGCCUGAAAAUGCGAUGCUGGUUCUUUUCCUGGCGUUCACUGUGCUGGCCGUGGUUGUGGUCACUCUGCUCUCUGUCAUUCUCUGUCUGAAGUUUAGAAGCAGAAGAAAAGAUCCAGCACCCAGGCAGGAGGAGACUGAGCUGCAGCUGAAGAAGACUUCAGGUCGAGUUCUAGCAGGUCCGAAAAAGAGCCCCAGUGAUGAGGAACAUUCUGUGCCUCUGACAAACCACUGUGAGAUCCAGUACGCGUCACUGGGACGGCAGAACUGGAGAGCCAGAGGAUGGACACAGAACAGUGGGCAGCAGGUCAUCUACUCCACACUGCUGCAUGGUCCAGCCAGCCCUCUACCCAACUCAUCAAUUACUCAUAGACUCUAGAUCCAACCAGCUCUCUACCAAACACAUCAAUUACUCAGAGACUCCAGAUCCAACCAGCUCUCUAUCAAACAGAUCAA